Molecule: messenger RNA, 2491 nt
Organism: Drosophila navojoa
Lineage: Eukaryota; Metazoa; Arthropoda; Insecta; Diptera; Drosophilidae
Gene: Ace
Product: Acetylcholine esterase
Biological process (GO): choline metabolic process; acetylcholine catabolic process in synaptic cleft
Cellular component (GO): plasma membrane
Molecular function (GO): acetylcholinesterase activity
Source: RefSeq, a predicted model, not a curated record
GAGCGAGAGAGAGUGAGGCAACGAGGUGACGUCACAGCGCCGCUAACUAGGACACUCGUGCCGCAAAACGCAAAAUCUCGUUAGCCAGCACAACGCUUGCAUCCUCAGCAUCCGCUUGAAUAUUCACAUCCGCGAAAUGGUCUCUCGACUGGGCCUGCACUCGCUGCUCGCCGCGCUGCUCGUGCUGGCGGCGCAGCUGUCCAGCGUGUGCGGCGUCAUCGAUCGGCUGGUGGUGCAGACCAGCUCCGGGCCGGUGCGCGGCCGUUCCGUAACGGUGCAGGGUCGCGAAGUGCACGUCUAUACGGGCAUACCCUAUGCCAAGCCGCCUAUCGAUGAUUUGCGCUUCCGCAAGCCGGUGCCGGCUGAGCCCUGGCACGGCGUACUCGAUGCCACACGCCUCUCGGCCACCUGCGUCCAGGAGCGCUAUGAAUACUUUCCGGGUUUCACUGGGGAGGAGAUCUGGAAUCCCAAUACCAAUGUAUCCGAGGACUGUUUGUAUAUAAAUGUGUGGGCGCCAGCGAAGGCGCGUUUGCGUCAUGGGCGUGGCGCCAAUGGAGCCGAGCACUCGGGCAACAAGCAGACCGACACGGAUCAUCUCAUACACAAUGGCAAUCCGCAGAACACGACCAACGGGCUGCCCAUAUUGAUAUGGAUCUAUGGCGGUGGCUUCAUGACCGGCUCGGCCACGCUGGACAUUUACAAUGCGGACAUCAUGUCCGCCGUGGGCAAUGUGAUCGUGGCCUCGUUUCAGUAUCGCGUGGGCGCAUUCGGCUUCCUGCACCUGUCGCCGGAGAUGCCGCCCGAGUUUGCCGAGGAGGCGCCCGGCAAUGUGGGCCUGUGGGAUCAGGCACUGGCCAUACGCUGGCUGAAGGACAACGCGCACGCCUUUGGCGGCAAUCCUGAAUGGAUGACGCUGUUUGGCGAGUCGGCCGGCUCGAGUUCGGUGAAUGCACAGCUCAUGUCGCCGGUCACCAGGGGCGUGGUCAAGCGUGGCAUGAUGCAGUCGGGCACCAUGAAUGCGCCCUGGAGCCACAUGACAUCCGAGAAGGCCGUCGAGAUUGGCAAAUCGCUGAUCAACGACUGCAACUGCAAUGCAUCCAUGCUGAAGACAAAUCCCGCCCACGUGAUGACCUGCAUGCGCGCCGUGGAUGCCAAGACCAUAUCGGUGCAGCAGUGGAACUCCUACUCGGGCAUACUCAGCUUCCCAUCGGCGCCGACCAUCGAUGGCGCCUUCCUGCCCGCUGACCCGAUGACUCUGCUGAAGACGGCCGAUCUGAAAGGCUACGAUAUACUCAUGGGCAAUGUCAGAGAUGAGGGCACUUAUUUCUUGUUGUACGAUUUCAUUGAUUACUUUGAUAAGGAUGAAGCCACUGCGUUGCCACGUGACAAGUAUCUGGAGAUUAUGAACAAUAUAUUUGGUAAGGCCACGCAGGCGGAGCGCGAGGCUAUUAUAUUCCAGUACACCAGCUGGGAGGGCAACCCGGGCUAUCAGAACCAACAGCAAAUCGGACGCGCUGUGGGAGAUCAUUUCUUCACGUGCCCCACCAACGACUAUGCACAGGCGCUGGCCGAGCGAGGUGCCUCCGUGCAUUACUAUUACUUUACACACCGCACCAGCACCUCGCUGUGGGGCGAGUGGAUGGGCGUGCUGCACGGCGAUGAGAUUGAGUACUUCUUUGGUCAGCCGCUGAACACAUCUCUGCAAUAUCGACCUGUGGAGCGGGAGCUGGGCAAGCGUAUGCUGAAUUCGGUCAUUGAGUUCGCCAAGACGGGCAAUCCGGCACCGGAUGGCGAGGAAUGGCCGAAAUUUUCUAAGGAGGAUCCCGUGUAUUAUAUCUUCAGCACAGACGACAAAAUCGAGAAAUUGGCACGUGGCCCGCUAGCAGCGCGUUGCUCCUUCUGGAAUGAUUAUUUGCCUAAAGUUCGAAGUUGGGCAGGCUCCGAGUGCGAUUCGGGCAGUGCUUCCAUAACGCCCCCCAUGCAGCUGCUUGGACUGGGACUCGUGCUCUACAUAGGCGCCCUGCUGCGGCUUAAAGGAGUUUUCUAAAAGAAAUUCUCUGGCAACAUCGCAUUCCAUAAGUAAAAUAUGAUAAUAUUUAGCAACUGAAAGAGACGGCGAGAGAUAAGGAGAGAGCGAGAGCGAGAGCGAGAGCGAGAGCGACAGAGUUUUAGAAGUGGAGCCAGACCUUUGUAGUUUGGCCAAACGAUUUGUAAAUGAAUUUAGUGUUGCAUGCAACUGCAUUAAGUGGCAGCAGUUUGGCAUUUGUUGUAGUUGUUAGUUUUAACCGCUUGCCAGGUGCAAGCAGGUAGACACUUUAGCACGCGGCUUGCCCCACACAGAAACACUCACACACACACACGAACACAUAUCAAAUGCAGCCCGAGUAGUUGCGCUUACUUUUAUUAUUUCCAUAGACACACACACACACACGCAGACACCUUGAUACACUUUUGUAGCACGCCGCAGAAAUUUGCUUAGUUUGUAUAAAAA